This is a messenger RNA of Ruditapes philippinarum (Manila clam), 1188 nucleotides long. Its product is annotated as low-density lipoprotein receptor-related protein 12-like. The transcript has 6 exons. Bases 180 to 926 code for a protein of 248 amino acids. The record is from RefSeq and is a predicted model, not a curated record. Gene Ontology annotation, molecular function: protein binding. NCBI's taxonomy places the organism in Eukaryota, Metazoa, Mollusca, Bivalvia, Venerida, Veneridae.
GAUAUAAUACUGUGUUGUAGUAAAGUCCGGUACAAUUUUGUCAUAUCAUAGUAAACAUACAUUUAUCAAUGCUUGAAUAAAACAUAACGCGUAAUAUUUACGACCAGCUUUUUACAUUAUACGGAGUGUGAUAUCUUAAGUUUAUAUGUAAGGAUCAGGAAUAUUUAAACGUCCCAAAAAUGAAGAUUUUGGUUGUGAUGUUUCUUGUGUCAUCUCACUGGUGUACCAACGUUUCAGCUUUACCAAAAUAUUAUAUGGAUGAACAAUGUGGCGGCAGUUUAGACCUUACUGACAUGGGAUCUAUCCGGCUCAAAUUGACAUCAAGUCAUGUUUUUCAACCAAGCAUGGAAUGUACUUUACUAAUAACCACAUCGAAAUACAAUGAGCAGUUUAUGCUUUUCUUCAGGAAAUUUGACGUAGAAGAUGGUGCUGAUUGCCAAUCAAAUUGGUUAGAGGUGCACGAUGGAUCCAGUGUUAAUUCUCCAUAUGUAGCAGGUUUAAUCGGGAAUCUAUGUGGGAGAUCAAUAGGCAAUGCAGUGUGGGUAACAACCGGAUCCAAUCUUUUCCUGUAUUUUCAGAGCGGAACUCAAUACCAGAGCAUGGGCUUUGACAUGGUGAUUACCCAGUUUCAUACAGGAAAGUGUAACACAAGUGAGUAUUCUUGUGGAAAUGGACGUUGCAUCUGUGAUGGGUUGGUCUGUAAUGGAUACAACCCAUGCGGAGACGAGUCUGACUGUAUUGGUGUCCUCGCUGCUGCAGUAAUCGUUGGCAUUGUAUUUGGCUCACUCAUUUGUUGUAUUGGACUGACUUGCUUGACAAUCGUUUGCUGUGCACGACGCCGACGACGCUCUAAGAGAGGUAUAUAUCAGCCCGUUAUUGUGACGCAGACGACAGGAUAUGGGACCGGAUAUAACUACACUACAUGAAGAAAAAUACAUAUAAAACUGUGUACAUAUUUGUAAUGUCGACCGUAACAUUUAUAUAAACCAUAUACACGGCAACUGUGAAAUUAUAAAACAAUGUCAAGGUUUUCUCUAAAAUGAAAGUUUUCUGUAUUAUAAAUUUGUUACAGGUUUAUCGGUAGUUUAUAAACGCUUCUUUGAAAUAAAACACUAACGUAGCGGAUCAUUCCCAUUUUUAUAUAGAGUCAUAUAACAUUUUACUAAUAAUAUAUGUGUUUGUACUGAA